Messenger RNA from Suricata suricatta (meerkat), 1738 nucleotides. RefSeq names its product transcription factor 15 (gene TCF15). The record is from RefSeq and is a predicted model, not a curated record. Gene Ontology annotation, molecular function: protein dimerization activity; DNA-binding transcription factor activity, RNA polymerase II-specific; RNA polymerase II transcription regulatory region sequence-specific DNA binding. Gene Ontology annotation, biological process: regulation of transcription by RNA polymerase II; developmental process. The transcript has 4 exons. The coding region runs from base 1 to 948 and encodes 315 amino acids. Lineage: Eukaryota; Metazoa; Chordata; Mammalia; Carnivora; Herpestidae.
AUGGGUGAACCGAGGCCACAGCGGCGCGCCGACCGCCCCCCUCCUCAAGCAUCCGGCGGGCGCAGCCUCGUUAACCGCCCGCACACACGGACCCCCGCCGGCCAUCCGCCCGGCCCUCCCUCGCGGCCCCUUCCCGUCCCCGGGCCUGACCCCCGGCGCUGCCUGACGGAUGACCUCAGCUGCCGCCAAUCCAUUGGUUCCAGCUCCCGGGGGGAGCGCAGAACAAAGCGCGCUUUGUGGCGGGGCCGUCCCCUCGCCCGGCGCGUCCGCUGCCGGGACCCCCUCCGGAACUCCGAGCGACGAGCCGCCCUCCCCCCAUCCCCCGACAGCCGUGUAAUGUCUUCCAGGCCGCGCGGCUCCUUCCAGAGCCCGCGGGCCUCGCUCGCCUCCCCCGGGGGCUCCCCGGGCCGCCCAGGGCCCCCCAGGCAGCGGGAGUUGGGGGCGCCCCCAGCGGAAGGUCGUGGUGGCCACCAACCGUCCUUGCGGAGAGAGCCAGGGGCAGGUAACCCCACAGGACGCGGCGGCGGCGGCGGCGGCGGCGCGGGCCCCGUGGUGGUGGUUCGACAGCGGCAGGCGGCCAACGCGCGGGAGCGGGACCGCACGCAGAGCGUGAACACGGCCUUCACGGCGCUGCGCACGCUCAUCCCCACCGAGCCGGUGGACCGCAAGCUGUCCAAGAUCGAGACGCUACGCCUGGCGUCCAGCUACAUCGCGCACCUGGCCAACGUGCUGCUGCUGGGCGACGCGGCCGACGACGGGCAGCCGUGCUUCCGCGCGGCUGGCAGUGCCAAGAGCGCGGUCCCCGCCGCCCCCGACGGCGGCCGCCAGCCGCGCUCCAUCUGCACCUUCUGCCUCAGCAACCAGCGCAAAGGGGGCGGCCGUCGUGACCUGGGGGGCAGCUGCUUGAAGGUGAGGGGGGUAGCCCCCCUCCGAGUGCCGCGGAGAUGAGCCUGGACCCCUGUGGCAUUUAUUCCACACAGGAGCCUGGAGAAGGAGGCCAGAGGCCAGCCUCUGGGUGAACAGGGGAGAAGACCCCAGGAGCCCAACCCAGAUGUCUUUCGUGUUGGGACCUGAGGACCGUGGUCUGGGCCCAUGAUGCUGUGGGCAGGCUCGCUGGGACACCUCCACCGCGCCCCGGAGAGCCACGAGGACCCAUCCAGCAGGCUCCAGCCCUGGCUGGUCAGAGACAAGGCAGAACUUUUGGAAAAACAAAGACUGUUGAUGACAGAGGAUGUGUGCAUAUCUGUGAAUAAGUGUGUGUGUGUGUGUGUGUGUGUGUGUGAGAGAGAGAGUGAGAGAGAGAGAGAGAAUUGGUGGGUUUAAAAUAAAAAAGUAUUUUUAAAUAAAAGCUAUUCCCAUCUGAAAGAACGGGGGAGGGGGACUCCUGUCCGAGGUCAGAGGUGGCCUCUCUCCUAGACCUUGGCAGAGGCCCAGAUGUCGCAGGUGCUGCCCUGUGCCCUGGAGGGCAUGGGGCUGGGGAACGGCAGGAGGACCCCUCUCCAGAAGUCAAAAUGACCAGACUCUCCCCGCAGUCUUCUUGAACAGCUGCUAGCUAUCUGGGCUGGUUGGCAAGAAAUUUUCAUCGUAUUUAUUUUUUAAUAAGGGACGGAUUUAUUCACGUGGGCACAAUUCAAAAGGUACAAGAGAACGUGCAGUGAAACCUCCCUCCCUCGCGUCCCCCAGCCACUGGUUCUCCCCCUGCAGGCAGCGUCUGCCACCAGACUUUGUGAUGUCCCAU